AUGGGAACCACAAAGUACCUUCUCAUCACCAGUUUUCUGCUGUUCUUGGGCCCAUUCUUUGACAUCACAGGUGAGUUUUUCUGAUGUAUGGUAGGCAUAUUUAUGGGAAUUUUUUCAUUUUAAAUUUACAUUUUUACAAAAGGCAGACAUUUUGUUGAUUUGUUUUUUUAACAGACAAAGUAAGUCUGUUUCCCUUGGUUGGAGGGAAAAUAUUCUACAACUCAAAAUUUUCAUAUGUUAAACUAGGACUUGUCCAUUCUAGAAUAGCAACAGGGAACAUUUAUUGGAUUUUAAUAAUUAUUGAAAGUAUUACCUAUAAAUGUAAUUGAAACAAUGUAAUUAUUUAAAAAACAACAACAUAAAAUAUGAUUUAGAAUUGAAAAGCAAACACAGAUUUAGUUUGGAGUAGUUUGACAUACUUCUGAUGAAAGCAAAGAUUACAAUUAGUAAUCUCGUAAUAUAGUGAUAUACCUUCUCCUCACACAGUGCUCUGAGGAAACAGAAUAUUAAAGCAAAGAACUGGCCAUCUGCAUUUAAUGAAUGGUUAAGCCAUGCUCUAAACACUGCAUGUUGGGUAAAUGUGUCAGCUACAGGCUAUGUGGAGUUUUACACUGUACAGAUGAGUACAGGGGGUUUAUUUGUUAAAAGUGGCGUUGUCACUAGAUAUAAUCUUUCUGAAAUACUAGUGCUGACUGAGUUAGAAUUUCAUUGAAAAUUCCAAUACAAUCCAAAGAGAUAAUAAGACAAAGUAGGGAUUACUUUGUUUUAGGGUAAUUCUAGAGGUUGACAGGAAGCUCCACUGUCAACUUUUGUCCAAUCCCAACAGUUGUCACAAGUGAGGUCUGUGAGAUUCAGGCAUGGUCUCGCUCAUCACAACACAUCUAUGAGAGGUACCUGCAGUCUCGUGGGAUCCUCAGUGAUGUACACUGCGGCCACCAGGCCCUAACUAGAUAUGUAACCACGAAAGGGACAGAUCCGAUUUAAACAUGGUGUGGUGGAGAACAGAGAGCACCAUUUGCAAGUUUUAGGUGAAAUAUAAAAAGUUCUCCAACUCACCUGGUUUACCAACUAUUUUAGCCAAAAGUGGCAAUUUCUUUUUCAGAAAUUGCUGCAUCGCUACUUAAUAAAAUAAAUACAAAUGCGUACUUCAUUUCUUCUGGAUUGCUGAAAGAAAAUAUCAUAAAAUAAUAAAAUAUAUAAGUUGAAAAUGUCAAGUGCCCCAGAGCAAUGUAAUGUGCAAAAUAUUUCAUUAGGGUGUGCAAGCGAAAAAACAGAAAAGGGAGUGUUCUCACAUUUGUUUAGCAGGAAGACUUAAGCAACAUCAGUUAGUGAUGAUUUAAAAAUACAUUAAAAUCAGACAUACAGAAUACAGCAGCCAAAGGGCCUAAACAAGGGUGUAUAGGAUGGGCUAUUUAAUCAGGGCUAUUCAAUAAUCUGUCUUCUCUGGAAUUCCUCAGAGAAUAACACAUUUUACGCACCCCUUCCCUCCUCUCCCCCCUUUGUAACGUAUGAUUCCAAGUCAAUAUUUUAAUUAACAUUUUCAAUUUUCUGGUAAAUUCCCAACAAUUCCUAAUUUAGCAGCUACAUCUCUGUGCUGAUUUCACCACAUUCUGAAUAGUGGUGAUUUGAAAACUGAACUGCAAAAUUUAGGGCUAAAAAAAUUCUCCAAAACAAGCAAACUGUAGCUGAGUUGGAGAUUUUCCUAAAUCAAUACCUUUUGCCACCAUUUUGCAGCUUGACUUUCGGUAGUCUACAAUUGAGUGUUUAGUGAAUAACUCCCUAUUAAUAGAUGGGAAGCAUCAACUCAUUUACAUCCGACACAAGAUAGGUAAACAUGGAAACUCUGGAAUCGGAAAUGUGAGACCUUAAGGUAAAAAGGAAGGUAAACCAGUUCAUUUGGAAGUCAAUUCAAAGUAAUCUUGUCAUAGUGAACUUAUUAAAAAAUAUUUAAGAUGUUGAAGGUUAAUCGAGCGUUAUGUGCUGGAAAUCAUCCCACGAUCUAUAGUCUAAAUAUUGGGCUAAUAAAACAUACACAUUAAUGACAAAAUACAUUUAACUUCUGAAAAAAACCUUAAACAGAAUAUUUUUUCCUUCCGAUAUUCUUUCACAAAGACAGCCAAAAUACAUAUAUUUUGUGUUUAUCGAGAAAAGCACCAAUUUAAAGGACCACUAUAGUGCCAGGAAAACAUACUUGUUUUCCUGGCACUAUAGUGUCUUGAGGGUGUCCCCACCCUCAGGGUCCCCUCCCGCCCGGCUCUGGGGAGAGGAAGGGGUUAAACUUACCUAUUUUCUAGUGCCGGGCGGGGAGCUCUCCUCCUCCGUUCCUCCCAUUCUGCUGAAUGCGCACACGCGGCAAGAGCUGUGCGCGCAUUCAGCCGGUCUCAUAGGAAAGUAUUUACAAUGCUUUCCUAUGGACACUUGCGUGUUCUCACUGUGAUUUUCACAGUGAGAAGCACGCAAACGCCUCUAGCGGCUGUCAAUGAUUUAGAGGCUGGAUUAACCUAUUUAUAAAUAUAGCAGUUUCCCUGAAACUGCUAUGUUUAUAAAAGAAUGGGUUAACCCUGGCUGGACCUGGCACCCAGACCACUUCAUUAAGAUGAAGUGGUCUGGGUGCCUAGAGUGGUCCUUUAAAUAAGUUCAAUGACACCUUAACCUUAAUCAGAAUAGCUCAUCAAAAAAAUAAAAUAAUAAAAUCAGAAUUAUAUGGAUUUGUUCUGAUAGAAAUCAACAAGAAUUUCUAAAUAGAACAGCUGCAUACUCAAUUCAAUAAAAAAAAAAAUCAUUGGAUACAUUUGUAAAUGCUUUAAUUUUAUUACAUUUAUCUCAAUAGUCUCAGUGGUACGAUAGAUAAUAUAUAUUCUUUAAUAAUUAUUUGUCUUAUUUGGUUUACAAACACCUAACAAAAAUAAAUACAAUGCAGAAAAAAUACAAAUUUGAAAUGAUAUCCAUUAUGUUCAUUUCAGUGAGGGCUUAUUAGUUUUGCACAUGGUCUGCAAAUUAAUAUUGAAGUAACACGUCAGGGAUACAAAGCAGGUUCGAAAACACACUCCCAGAUGUCUGGUUGCAAGCUGGGAGCUGGCAGCGUAGGGGAACCUUUCAAAAGCAUUCAUAUCCUUAAUAUGGGCUUGUUUGUACAUAAUUUAAUGGUGAGAAAUUUAGUUUUAAGAGCAACUAUUACCUCAAAUCAAAUUUUUUAUGUUAUAAUCCUUUAAUUGAAUAGUGAAAUAAAUAACUUUUUUUAAAAUGAAGUAUAUGUAAAAAGAAUGAGAGAAACUCACCCAUUCCUUUAUUAAAUAACACACAAGAUCCAGCGCACCCACUCAUCCAUUCCACAGCAACUUCCAAAGCUCACAGAUUGUAUUGAUAUAUUUUAACACCUAAUCUAAGCAAUAAUAAUGGGUACUUAGUUACAGUAUGGGAUCAUACAUUGCAUAAACCUGCCACAACGUCAAUGUACCCCAUUCUUGGCAGGUCUUGAAUGUCUGUCCUCAAUUUAUUUUAUUUAUUUUUUAACAUAUACUCUAUUUCCUUUCAAAACUUGAUGAAAGGAUUAUUAUUUUAGAAAAUAGUUUUGAGGUGACAGCUGUCCUUUAAGAAGAGUCCAAACUGUAAAUAUGUUACAAAUGGAUAAAAGAAGGGAUUAUUUUGACAAUAGAGAAAAUAAGAUAAUCGGGAACGUAUUGGCUAAAUGUAGUCUGUGUAUAGAAGCUGUUAUGAGGGUAAGGGGUUAAACUACUGACCCAAGGUAUCAAAAUAGACAUCUGACCUGUAACUAAUAUCAUUUGGAUAUACUACAUUUUAUUGUGUUUUAUUUCUUAAACAGUGAACCACGAGAGGGUAAAACUGUUGGAAUAAACCUCCAGUUCAGUAAAGUUGGACUUUUGUCCCCCCAAUUCAGCAAUUUCAAGUCGAUUGCCAAUGCAGAUAUAUUUGUUUUUUAAAGUGGUCUUGAAAUGAAGUAAUGUGAGCUAUAUCUAUGUUCGUUGUAUAUCAAAAUAAGCAAAUUUUAAUAAAAUUUCUUUCUCUAUUUCAGAUGCACAAACAACAGCCAGCACUACAGGUAAGAUAUAGAUUUACAUCAACUAUGAAUAAUAUAUAUACUGCUGAAUUUAUUGUCCAUUGUUAUAUAACAUCAGUCAUUUCCCACCUUCCUGAGGCAUUUUGGAGCUUGCUUCAUAAAAAAAGGAGGGGUCCCUCCGAUCCCUGCUAACUAGGACAUAGCCCUGUAAUUCGACCUGUUCCUUUAUCCCAUAUCGAGGUGGGAAAGGGUUAAUAGAGUGAGAUGUAUCCCAUAUCAAGGUGGGAAGGGUUAAUAGAGCAAGAUGUAUCCCAUAUUGAGGUGGGAAGGGGUUAAUAGAGCGAGAUGUAUCCCAUAUCGAGGUGGGAAGGGGUUAAUAGAGCAAGAUGUAUCCCAUAUCGAGGUGGGAAGGGGUAAAGAGAGCGAGAUGUAUUCCAUAUCAAGAUGGGGAAGGGUUAAUGGAGCGAUAUGUAUCCCAUAUCAAGGGGGGAGGGGUUAAUAGAGCAAUAUGUAUCGCCAUAUGGAGUUGGGAAGGGGUUAAUGGAGUGAGAUGUAUUCCAUAUCGAGGUGGUAAGAGGUUAAUAGAGCAAGAUGUAUUCCACAUGGAGGUGGGAAGGGGUUAAUAGAGCGAGCGAGAGGUAUCCCAUAUCAAGCUGGGAAGGGGUUAAUAGAGCAAGAUGAGGGUUCUAUGACUGUGUUACACCCAUUCAACAGAGUAGACAUGUGCAAUUCAUUUCAGUCCAAAUGUAAAUUCAGACGAAUUUCGGGAAUUCGGACAUUUGGUUGCUUCCAAAUGUCUGAAUUGCUGAAAUUUCCGAAGUGCUGAAACGCUGAAUUUCCGAAGUGCCGAACCAAACCAAAUAGCCAAAGUGACGAAUUUCGGAAGUGCAGAAGUGCUUCGGAUUUCUGAAAAGUUGCAGAACAGGAGAGGGAGGGAAAAUUAAGGCAAUGAUGACAAGAAUCUAACUCUACCCCUAGCCCUAACCCUAACUCUACCCCUGCCAUUUAUCCUGCUCCCCUCCCUUCACUCUAGUACACUGCACCCUCCCUCCCCCAAUUUAAUACUCUGCCCUCCCCCUCCCUUCCCCAAUUUAAAACACUGCCCUCCCAACCUACGUCCCCCCAAUUAUAUACACUGUUCCCCUCCCACCACUCUAAUACACUGCCUCCCUGACCCCACAAGUUAGUGCUGGUGUAGUACUUGGUGCUGGUGUAGCAGUGGGAGUUCUUGUAGUGGAUGCUGGUGUUGUAGCUGGUGCAGCUGUAGAAGUGUCACGUAUUCAUCCGCUUAUAAAAAUGUGGUUAAUGACAUUUACUGUCCACACAUGAAAAGUUGAGCCGAGCAGCAACCAAAUCCACAGAAGGGUUAAUGCUGAGCAGCAAUUAUGCAAAUGGGAACCUGGUAACUGCCUUUGGGGUCAUAGGCCGGUUACAGCCUAACAGAUCUAGAAGAGGGGUAUUUAGGCCCAGUUCUCAUCCUGCUCAGUGCCCUGUCGUUGUUUCCCUUGUGGUUGUCUGAGUGCGCGUUAUUGAUUUUGGGUAUUCUGGUUAUUUGACUUUGGCAUUGUUUUUGACUUCCCUGUUUUCUGGCAUCCCUGACUCCUGGCUUUUCCUCAUCAUUGUGUCUCUUUCUGUAUCCCUUGACCUCGGCUAUUCCUGACGAUUCUUUGGUACGUUAGUCCGGCCAUUCUAAGGUCCAGUAUACGUUACCUAUCAGGCCUCUGUGUUUCACAAUUCUACGUGCUGGAUCGUUCUGUAAUCCUGACAUUACGACAGGGAUGACAUUUACUCAUUUGUCUUGGUCUAUCUGGAUGAUAUCCUUAUUUAUUUUCCUGACCUCCAGUCUCACCACAAUCACGUUAAACAAGUUCUGCGUAAAACAACACAAUCACGUAAAACAACUUUAGUGUAAAUUGGGAAAAUGUAUCUUUGACCAGUCUGAAGUACAGUUUUUAGGAUAUAAUAUUUCUGCCUCGGGGUUUCAGAUGGAUCCUAAAAAACUAGAGUCUGUUCUACAGUGGCCUUUACCCAUUGGGUUGAAAGCCAUUCAAAGGUUCAUUGGUUUCACCAAUUAUUACAGAAGAUUUGUAAAGGGAUUUUCUUCAGUAAUAGCCCCCAUCACCAAUAUGACACGCAAGGGGGCUAGUAGUACGAUAUGGUCUAAGGAGGCAAUUGAAGCCUUUGAAACUCUCAAACAGCGGUUUGCCUCCGCUGACAUAUUGAUUCAUCCUGACACCAGUAAGCCUUUCAUACUGGAGGUUGAUGUUUCAGAGACAGGGGUAGAGGCAGUGGAGCUGAGGCAUACGUAGAGUUAUUGGCUGCUAACUGCUCCCACGUAAUGUGCACAUGGUGUUAAAGGCUACUAACUGCUCCCUCAAAGGCUGCUAACUGUUCCGUCACAAUGUGCACAUAGUGUUAAAGGCUACUAACUGCUCCUUCACAAUGUGCACGUAGUGUUAAAGGCUGCUAACUGCUCCCUCACAAUGUGCACAUAGUGUUAAAAGCUUAAAUUAAACAAUGCUAAACAAAAAAAGGUGAAAACAAAAACUUUCAGCAACUCCUUCGCAAUGUGCAAAUAGUGUUUGUAACUAGUUUAGUGAGCUUGUGUAUGUGUGUAGUGAGCUUGUGUGUGUCAAUGAGCUUGUGUAAAGUGAGUCUGUGUGUGUAGUAAGCUAGUGUUUAAUAGGUUUGUGUGUUGUGAGCUUCUGUGUGUGUGUGUAAAUAAACUUGCGUUUAGUGAGCUUGUGUGUAGUGAGCAUGUGUUUAAUGAGUUUGUGUGUGCUUAGUGAGCUUGUGUUUAGUAAGCUUGUGUGUGUUUAGUGAGUUUGUGUUUAGUGAGCUUGUAUGUGUGUCAGUGAGUUUGUGUUUAGUGAGCUUGUAUGUGUGUCAGUGAGCUUGUGUUUAGUGAGCUUGUAUGUGUGUCAGUGAGCUUGUGUGUAGUGAGUUUGUGUGUGUGUGAAAAUAAACUUGUGUUUAGUGAGCUUAUGUGUAGUGAGCGUGUGUUUAGUGAGCUUGUGUGUGCUUAGUGAGCUUGUUUUAGUGAGCUUGUGUGUGUUUAGUGAGUUUGUGUUUAGUGAACUUGUAUGUGUGUCAGUGAGGUUGUGUGUAGUGAGCUUGUGUGUGUGUGUGUCAGUGAGCUUGUGUUUAGUGAACUUAUGUGUGUGCGUAGGUGAGCUUGUGUUUUGUGAGCAUGUGUGCCAGUGAGCUUGUGUGUAGUUAGCUUGUGUGUGUCAAUGAGCUUGUGUUUAGUGAACUUAUGUGUGUGCGUAGGUGAGCUUGUGUUUUGUGAGCAUGUGUGCCAAUGAGGUUGUGUGUGUGUAUAAAUGAGCUUUUGUUUAGUGAGCUUGUGUGUUAGUGAGCUUGUGUUUAGUGAGCUUGUAUGUGUGUGUCAAUGAGCUUGUGUGUGUGUUUAGUGAGCUUGUGUUUGUGCAUAGUGAACGUGUGUUUAGUUAGGUUGUGUUUAAUGAGCUUGUGUGUCAGUGAGAGUGUGUAGUGUGUUUGUGUAGUGAACCUGUGUGUGUGCAUAGUGAGCUUGUGUUUAGUGAGCUUUUUUUGUGGGAUUAGUGAGUUUGUGUGUGCAUGUCAGUGAGUUUGUGUGUAGUGACAUUGUGUGCGUGUCAGUGAACUGUCAGUAGUGAGCUGUGUGAGCUUGUGAUCUUUUGUUUGUGUUUAUGCCAGUGAUCUUGUAUGUAGUCAGCUUGUGUAUGUGUCAGUAAGCGUGUGUGGGUGUGUCAGUGAACUUUCUGUACUGAGCUGUGUGUAGUGAGCUUGUGUGUGUGUGUGUGUGUGUGUCAGUGAACUGUCUAUAGUGAGCAGUGUGCAUUUGUGUGUAGUUAGAUGUUUGUAGUGCACUUGUAUAUUACAUUGAGUUUCUGUAGUGAGUUUGGUAUGUGUGUGUAUUGAGCUGUAUGUAGUGAAUUUUAUAUAGUGAGCUUGACUGUCUCUGGGCGAGCUUGUGUGUUGUGAGCUUUCUGUAUUGAUCUGUGAGUAGUACUUUUUCAGUAGUGAGUUUGUAUGCCUGUGAGUGAGCUUAUGAAUGUGCCGGUGAGCUUGUAUAAAUAUAUAAUAAAAUAAAUAUAUGAUUGCACCAACAUUUUGAAUAAAUAUAAAUAAAUACAAAUUGUGUGUAUAUAUAUAUAUGCACCAACCAACAUACCAACAUUUGUGUGUGUGUGUGUAUACUCAUGUGUGUGUGUGUAUACACUGAUGUAAGGGGCCCAAGAGGUCAUUUUACCCAAGUCCAUCCCCGAAGACUAUGAAUCUUAUAUUUUUGCUUGUGCUUGCUCCUCUUGAUAUUCAUGUAAUAUGUAUGUGGAUAUGUGCGUAGCUGAUGGUAAGGUAUAUGAAAGGAUUGGUAGUAGUAUUUGAGUGCGAUUCAACAGAUACAAUUACUGGGUUGGUGAAUGGAUGUAUAAAAGUGGCUAGCUUAUAGUAUGUGACUGGAUAGUUGGGGUGGAUGAUUUGGGUGUGUGCAUCUCAUCUUGGGAGUAGUGGUACAAACUAAUAAUGUGAAUGUGAAUGGUUGGGGAGGCAUAAAUGACUGGGAGAUGAGGAAUGGUAUAUGAUAGGGUGGGAGGUAAAGCAGGUUAAUUUAACUAGGAGAUAGGGUUGGACCAAGUUACCACUACGGACCGCUAGAAUUGUUAUGGUGACAUAAGUACCUUGCUGUCUUUCCCUGCUGAGAGUGUAAACUGUUCAUUAAUGGUUAGCCUUCGUACCUGGGUCACACUGGGCACAAGCCUCCUUUAAUGCUGGCCAACCAGUAUCUGGCUUCUGCAGAGAUAUUGGUUCAGCUAUUCAUUUAUUGAGCGUGUCAGCUGCUGCUCAGUCGUUUAAUGGAACUUUGCACCAAAUAUACAGAGGACUGACAUUAGCCAACACAGAACUUUCUAAUGAUGCUGCACUAAAAUGGCCAUGAUGCUUGGCGUAACCCUUUACUGUGUAAUAAAGAUGUGAAAUAUGUGAAGGGACUCCCACAACAACUCGAAAUAUAUAUAUAUAUACAGUUAUUCUCACACAUGGCUACAACUACUGCAUUGCAUUCCCCACUACUAUAAGUACACCUUAAACAGAGAUGCACCCACUGCAGCUGCCUUUUACACCCACAUCAUUCUACAUGAGCUUCUGCCACAUUUUUGCACCCGCACUGAAAUGCUAACAAAAUGAGCACCCACUACUACAGAUCUACCAACCCCUAUGGCAUUAGUCAUCACUACAGCUGUCCCCUCUUCAUCAGGUGCACCCAAAUACAAUCGCUCCCUACCAGUACUACACUCAACUCCUACAGCUACUACAGCACCCACGUUUACUGCUAAAUACAGUACAACAGCCACAGUAGCUCCUACUAAAAAAACACACACACAAUUCAAGCGACCAUUAUAGAAUUACUGACUAGUAAUACAUUUUCUGUCUACAAUAUGCUGUGAUUGUUUUUGUAACUCAGUGUUGCUGUUGUUUUUUCAUUUUUUUUUCAUUAAGGCACCACCAUUUCUACGGGAUCUGCAACUACUACUGAACCAGCAACAACUACAGCAUCCACUGCUACUUCCCCAACAGCUACCCCAGUGUCCACUGCUACUGGGACUGCAGUUACUACAGGAUCUACUACUACUGGAACAGCAGUUACUACAGGAUUGACUACUACUGGGACAGCAGUUACUACUGGAUCUACUACUACUGGAACAGCAGUUACAACAGGAUCUUCUACUACUGGGACAGCAGUUACUACAGGAUCUACUACUACUGCAGUUACUACAGGAUCUUCUACUACUGGGACAGCAGUUACUACAGGAUCCACUACUACUGGAACAGCAGCUACUACAGGAUCUUCUACUACUGAGACAACAAUUACUACAGGAUCUACUACUACUGGAACAGCAGUUACUACAGAAUCUUCUACUACUGGGACAGCAGUUACUACAGAAUCUAUUACUACUGGAACAGCAGUUACUACAGGCUCUUCUACUACUGGGACAGCAGUUACUACAGGAUCAACUACUUCUGGAACAGAAGCUACUACAGGAUCUUCUACUACUGGGACAGCAAUUACUACAGGAUCUUCUACUACUGGAACAGCAGUUACUACAGGAUCUUCUACUAGUGGGACAGCAGUUACUACUGGAUCUUCUACUACGGAAACAGUAGUUACUACAGGAUCCACUACUACUGGAAUGGCAGCUACUACAGGAUCUUCUACUACUGGAACAGCAGUUACUACUGGAUUGACUACUACUGGGACAGUAGUUACUACUGGAUCUACUACUACUGGAGCAGCAGUUACUACAGGAUCUUCUACUACUGGGACAGCAGUUACUACAGGAUCUACUACUACUGCAGUUACCACAGGAUCUUCUACUACUGGGACAGCAGUUACUACUGGAUCUUCUACUACGGAAACAGCAGUUACUACAGGAUCCACUACUACUGGAACAGCAGUUACUACUGGAUUGACUACUACUGGAUCUACUACUACUGGAGCAGCAGUUACUACAGGAUCUUCUACUACUGGGACAGCGGUUACUACAGGAUCUACUACUACUGCAGUUACCACAGGAUCUUCUACUACUGGGACAGCGUGCUACAGGAUCCACUUACUACUGGAACAUCAGCUGCACAGGAUCUUCUGCUACUGGGGCAGCAAUUACUACCAGGAUCUUCUACUGCUGGGACAUCGAGUUACUGCGGUAUCUGCUACUGUAGCAGUUACUACUGGAUCUACUACUGCUGAGACAGCAGCUACUGCAGGAUCACUGCUACUGGAACAGCAGCUACUACAGGAUCUUCUACUACUGGAACAGCAGUUACUACUGGAUUGACUACUACUGGGACAGCAGUUACUACAGGAUCCACUACUACUGGAACAGCAGCUACUACAGGAUCUUCUACUACUGAGACAGCAAUUACUACAGGAUCUACUACUAUUGGAACAACAGUUACUACAGGAUCUUCUACUACUGGGACAGCAGUUACUACAGGAUCCACUACUACUGGAACAGCAGCUACUACAGGAUCUUCUACUACUGAGAGAGCAAUUACUACAGGAUCUACUACUACUGCAGUUACUACAGGAUCUCCUACUACUGGGACAACAGUUACUACAGGAUCAACUACUACUGGAACAGAAGCUACUACAGGAUCUUCUACCUCUGGGACAGCAGUUACUACAGGAUCCACUACUACUGGAACAGCAGCUACUACAGGAUCUUCUACUACUGAGACAGCAAUUAUUACAGGAUCUACUACUAUUGGAACAGCAGUUACUACAGAAUCUUCUACUACUGGGACAGCAGUUACUACAGAAUCUAUUACUACUGGAACAGCAGUUACUACAGGCUCUUCUACUACUGGGGCAGCAGUGACUACAGGAUCUACUACUACUGCAGUUACUACAGGAUCUUCUACUACUGGGACAGCAGUUACUACAGGAUCAACUACUUCUGGAACAGAAGCUACUACAGGAUCUUCUACUACUGGGACAGCAAUUACUACAGGAUCUACUACUACUGGAACAGCAGUUACUACAGGAUCUUCUACUACUGGGACAGCAGUUACUACUGGAUCUUCUACUACUGAAACAGCAGUUACUACAGGAUCCACUACUACUGGAACGGCAGCUACUACAGGAUCUUCUACUACUGGAACAGCAGUUACUACUGGAUUGAUUACUACUGGAGCAGCAGUUACUACAGGAUCUUCUACUACUGGGACAGCGGUUACUACAGGAUCUACUACUACUGCAGUUACCACAGGAUCUUCUACUACUGGGACAGCAGUUACUACAGGAUCCACUACUACUGGAACAUCAGCUACUACAGGAUCUUCUCCUACUGAGACAGCAAUUACUACAGGAUCUUCUACUACUGGGACAGCAGUUACUACAGUAUCUACUACUACUGCAACAGCAGUUACUACUGGAUCUUCUACUACUGAGACAGCAGCUACUACAGGAUCCACUGCUACUGGAACAGCAGCUACUACAGGAUCUUCUACUACUGGAACAGCAGUUACUACUGGAUUGACUACUACUGGGACAGCAGUUACUACAGGAUCCACUACUACUGGAACAGCAGCUACUACAGGAUCUUCUACUACUGAGACAGCAAUUACUACAGGAUCUACUACUAUUGGAACAGCAGUUACUACAGAAUCUUCUACUACUGGGACAGCAGUUACUACAGAAUCUAUUACUACUGGAACAGCAGUUACUACAGGCUCUUCUACUACUGGGACAGCAGUUACUACAGGAUCUACUACUACUGCAGUUACUACAGGAUCUUCUACUACUGGGACAGCAGUUACUACAGGAUCAACUACUACAGGAACAGAAGCUACUACAGGAUCUUCUACUUCUGGGACAGCAAUUACUACAGGAUCUACUACUACUGGAACAGCAGUUACUACAGGAUCUUCUACUACUGGGACAGCAGUUACUAUAGUAUCUACUACUACUGGAACAGCAGUUACUACGGGAUCUUCUACUACUGAGACAGCAGUUACUACAGGAUCCACUACUACUGGAACGGCAGCUACUACAGGAUCUUCUACUACUGGAACAGCAGUUACUACUGAAUUGACUACUACUGGGACAGCAGUUACUACUGAAUUGACUUCUACUGGGACAGCAGUUACUACUGGAUCUUCUACUACUGGAACAGCAGUUACUACAGGAUCUACUAUUGCAGUUACCACAGGAUCUUCUACUACUGGGACAGCAGUUACUACUGGAACAUCAGCUACUACAGGAUCUUCUACUACUGGGACAGCAGUUACUACAGAAUCUAUUACUACUGGAACAGCAGUUACUACAGGCUCUUCUACUACUGGGACAGCAGUUAUUACAGGAUCUUCUACUACUGUGGCAGAAGUUAAUACUACUACUGGAACAGCAGCUACUACAGGAUCUUCUACUACUGGAACAGCAGUUACUACAGGAUCUACUACUAGAACAGCAGUUACUACAGUAUCUUCUACUACUGGAACAGCAGUUACUACAGGAUCCACUACUACUGGAACAGCAGUUACUACAGGAUCUACUACUACUGGAACAGCAGUUACUACAGGAUCCACUACUACUGGGACUGCAGUUACUACAGGAUCUACUACUACUGGAACAGCAGUUACUACAGGAUCCACUACUACUGGAACAGCAGUUACUACAGGAUCUACUACUAGUGAGACAACAGUUAGUACAGGAUCCACUACCACUGGGACAACUGUUACUACAGGAUCUAUUACCACUGAGACAACAGUUACUGCAGGAUCCACUACUACUGGGAUAACAGCUACUACAAGAUCCACUGGUAUUGGGACUUCAACUACUACAGCAUCUCCUGUAACUGGCUCUACAGGAACCAUAUCCACUGCUACAAAUAAUGGACUACAAAGUGAGUAUACAGACCUAAUAACCAAUUUGUAUGCUAGUCAACUUUUCCAAAUACUCUGCAACAAAAAGCAAUUCUGGGCUCUGAGUUCUUUAAAAUAGUUUGAACAGUCCCAAUGUUUCCUGAUUGCGUCUUGAUUCUGGAGACACUUCAGAGAAAACCUAAACUGCAGUGAGAAAGGCUGUUAUGAUGUGUAUUUAGCUGCUCUGGGUUAUUCCAGAAAAUCUCUACAUUUAGAAUAGUAUCUGUGGCUCUCUUUCUGCUCAUGUAUGGCCAUCUAUGGCUACCUUGCUGGACUAGCUACCUAUAGAAUAGUAUAUGUGGCUCUGUUUCUACUCAUGUAUGACCCUCUUUGGCUAGCUUGCUGGACUAAUGGUAACAAGGGCAUAUUGUAAAACUCCCAAAAGUCCCGAAUUUAUUUAUUUAUUAAUUAUUACUGGUAUUUAUAAAGUGCCAACAGAUUCUGCAGCGCUGUACAAUUAGUGGAGAAUGUACAGUAUACACAGAAAAAUACAAGAGGUAGAGAGAGCCCUGCCCGUUAGCUGAUAUCUAGCCAUUGGAGCUCUUUUAUACAAAGUGCUUAGCUAGAUGGCCCGUGACCUUACAAUCUAAAGGAUACAAUGGGGAUUUGAGACAAGAGGUAGCAGGGGAAGUUUGGAGGUGAUGGCUGAGAGUGGUAGGAUUUUCUGCAGGAUGUUAAAUGCAGUGCUUCAUUGAGUUUGAGUGUGAAGUGAGGCCUGAGAGUGGUAGGACUUUCUGUAGGAUGUUAAAUGCAAUGCUUCACUGAGUUAUUCACUAUACCUAGUUAUUCGCUAUACAGGGUUAUUCACUAUACAGGGUUAUUCACUAUACACGGUUUUACUCUAUACAGGGUUAUUCACUAUACCCGGUUAUUCGCUAUACAGGGUUAUUCGCUAUACCCGGCUAUUCGCUAUACAGGGUUAUUCGCUCUACACGGUUAUUCACUAUACAGGGUUAUUCCCUACACAGGGUUAUUCACUAUACACAGUUAUUCCCUACACAGGGUUAUUCACUAUACAUGGUUAUUCACUAUACAGGGUUAUUCGCUAUACAGGGUUAUUCGCCUACCCUGUUAUUCGCUAUACAGGGUUAUUCGCUAUACAGGGUUAUUUCAAUUGAAGGCCAAAUAACUGGACAGGAAGCUAAACUUGGAGCUGUUUUUCGAGUUUGACUAUUUUGCUCAUCAACUAAAGUUUCACUUUGAAUUCCCAACAAUAAUUAGUAGUAACUAACCCUCGCAGUAAUCUUUACAUGCCUGGAGCUGACGCAUACAGAGCAAUGUACGGUAAAGGCCUUAAUGUAGAAUAAACUGUUGGAAUUUUCACUAUCAAGGUUAUACUGGCAAUUCUCAAUGACUAAUUAUUAGUCACGUGGCUGAAAUGGGAAGAAUCUAGAACCCAUUCUCCAUAGUUUCCAUUUUAGUGAAUAUGACCAAUAUGUCGUGUGAUAUAUAUGCAGUCUUACAUAUAAUAAUUCUAUCUGCAGCCUCCGCUGGAGGGAACAGUGCCACGACCCAGAGCACUACCGAAACCACUUCUGACCAACUUGCAGGUGAGAUAUAAAAUAUCAAUGUACAAAGUGUAUCCAUUAUCAAUGACAUAUAGACAGUGUUUCUGUACAAUGUGUUCAGUAUAUGGAUAAUCCCCAUCAGCAGUAAAACACAGCUACUCAGGGUAAUACUGUAUCUAAUUUGUUCAGCGGCAGACUGAGUAUGACUCAUUACCUCUGGCUUUUGAGGGCCAACACUUGUUUUGGAAAUCAUAAACUGGAAGUGGAGUUUAAAAAAACCCUCAAAAUAUAUGUGGGUGGGACAAGUCAGGAGAAGGGCCAGCUCUGAACUGGCAGGUACAUUCACGGAUACACUAUAUGAUUAUGGGCUUACUUUUGUAAUAAUCAUUUCUGCUUUCUUACAGUUCCAUACUGGGGUAUUAUCUUGAUGGGAUUAGUAGUAAUUCUGGGAGUUGCCUUAAUCUUGGGAUUGCUGUUUGGAGUAAGUAUUUGUCUUAAAUAAAUGACUGUUUUAAAUAUUUCUGAAUCGAAAUUGCUGAAGCCAAUAACAGCAACCCGUAACCACUGAUUUAUGUUCAACUGACAAAUGUUAAUUAUGACUUUAAUCAUUAAUAAUAUGCCAUUGAUGUAUUGAAAUAUAUAAAAUGUAACAUUAUAGAGUUUACAUUUACUCUUAUUGGAAUUGUAUUAAUUAGUAACUCAUGCUUCCCAUUCACAGGACUCUAGAAGCACUUCCUAAGCAUUACCCAAUUCAUUUUUCGAAACUUUAAUACGUCCACGGCAUUUAUUUCAGUAACACUAUCUCUAUAUUAAAUUACCUUAUUAACACAUUAACAAAUAACACAUUCUUUCCAAUAACAAUAUGUCUGAUGGGCAGCUAAAAUUAUAUCCUAGAUAUUUCUCAUGUCUUAAAAGUCAUACUAAGAAGUCUGGACACCAUUUUCUAAAUAGUUCAUCCGCCGCAAAAUUAACUGUCAAUGAGUUUCCCUAACACUUUUCUCCUAAUGUCUUUUCCCUCCAGUUCUUGGCCUGUGCAAGGACCUCUGCCACCUACACUGUAGAGAGUUAUCCUGCCUACUUUACACAUUCAAGGUGGUGGAACCCUACACGUCUCUCCAUGGUCCGAGACCCUGAGCAUGGAAACCAGUCAAGACCAAACAUUAGACGACUAUCAAGUCAGUCAGAGAACUACGAACUUCAUAAAAGAGCACAACAAUCUGGACAGAGCCACAAAUAAUCCACAUUGAUUCACUAAGCGAUCUUGGGAUUUAAACUGGCAUGGAAGCAAAGUUACUCUAAAAAUGCUAUUUACUAGCAGGUGUAACUCUGCUGUUAUGCCUAUUAUUAAACACUUCUCACUGGAGGAAUCUCCGUAGUAAACUAGAGGAACCACAAUGUCAUUCUGUAUUCACAAAUGGCACUGAGGUUUCAAGGGCACAUAAAGGUAAUUUUUCUGGAGCUACACCU
Messenger RNA from Pelobates cultripes (western spadefoot toad), 16395 nucleotides. The record is from the annotation of a GenBank genome assembly. Lineage: Eukaryota; Metazoa; Chordata; Amphibia; Anura; Pelobatidae.